UGCUCCAAAUAGACCUGACAGCCACCGGAGCUCCGUCGGAGGAGGUUUGGGAUGGAGCCCGUAAGCCAGCACGGCCUUCCUCGCCUCUCCUGGAUCGACACCCUCUACGGCAACUUCAAUUACCCCCCGGAGGAUUAUGAUGUGGAGGGCAACGAGGAGAUCAGAGUUCGGCCCGGCAGCUCGGAGACCAUGCCCUACAUCGACGAAUCCCCCACCAUGUCCCCCCAACUGGGCGCCCGCAAUCCGGAUGGCGGCAACGACGGAGGGACGUCGGAAAGCAUUUCUCCCAUCCCUGCCGAUGGACUAGGCCCCGUGGAGGAACACGAUGCCGGGAAAGGCGUGGAGAUGCGUAAGUUGGUGCUGAAGGACUUCCUGGCCAGCGAGGAAAUGUACAUUAACCAGCUGGAGGCGCUGUUGUUGCCGAUCAAGCCCCUGAGGGCCACGGCGACCACCUCCCAGCCCGUCCUCACGAUCCAGCAGAUCGAAACCAUCUUCUACAAGAUCCAGGAUCUUUACGAGAUCCACAAGGAAAUGUACGACAACCUCUGGCCACAUCUGCAGAACUGGGACAGCGAGGUGGUCCUGGGACAUCUCUUCCAGAAGCUGGCUACACAACUGGGGGUGUACAAGGCUUUUGUGGACAACUAUAAAAUUGCACUAGAGACCGCCGAAAAAUGCAGCCAGGCUAACAGCCAGUUCCAGAAAAUAUCAGAGGAGCUGAAAGUCAAAGGGACUCACAGUUUUGUCACCAUGGAAGGUAAACAGCUUCUGAUCUCCUCUUUGGGGGUUGGGUGGGAGGUGGGGAAGGGGGUGUGUUUUGGGGUGUCAGGUGGGGUCUCCCCAUCCUUUGUCUGCCUCUCCUUGCCUGCUCUUUUGGGGUGCCCGCAAUGAACGAGAGUGCUGGUUGCAAUGAGACAGAGAAAGGGAGAGAGAGAGAAUGAGAAUGAGAGAAAGAAAGAAAGAAAGAAAGAAAGAGAGG
This is a messenger RNA of Thamnophis sirtalis, 979 nucleotides long. The record is from RefSeq and is a predicted model, not a curated record. Lineage: Eukaryota; Metazoa; Chordata; Lepidosauria; Squamata; Natricidae.